AAGACCUUGACCCGUCGUCUCUCUCCACACUCUGUUCUUCUCUCCCUCCCCACGUGUCCCCCUCUCGAGCUCGUAACGUCUCGUCCCGCUUCUUUAUAUAGCCCGUCAUGGCCGCCCCUCUUUUAUCCACUUCAGUCCACCCGCUUCCUUCCUCGUCAAGCUCCCGCAGCCAUCGCUGAAAAGACAGCACACACACACACACACACACACAGAGAAGCGAGUCAUCUUCGAUCGGUCGGAGAUGGGGAAGAAGAGCGGCAGCGGCGGCGGGGGUGCGGCGGCGAAUGCGAAGGCGUCGUUCGUGCUCAAGGUGGCGAUGCACUGCGAGUGCAAGGGGUGCAUCGACAAGGUGCGGGCCGCGGUGAGGGACCUGGCGCUGCUGCAGGCGGUGGAGGCGGCGGUGGACGCCGGCGGCGGCGAGGUGCGCGUGCUGGCCGACGCGGCGGCGGACCCCGAGCGGCUCCGGCGCCGCCUCCACAAGGCCACGGGAAAGAAGGUCGACCUCCUCUUCCCCACCACCAGCAAGCCGGCGGCCGGAGGCGACAAGAAGAAGGAGCAGCAGGAGGAGGCGGCCCAGUUCGCCGCGCUGCUCGCCGGGCUCCAGCAGCAGCAGCAGGCCCAGGCCCAGGCCCAGGCACAAGCGCAGGCCCAGGCGCAGGAGAGGUACUACGGCCAGGGCUUGGGCCAGGGCGGCGCGUGGCCCGGGCUGGGGCUGAGCGGCGGGGGUUGGGAAGCGGCGCCGGCGUCGUCGUACCCGUGGGCGUCACCGGCGGGGUACUACCCGGCUGGUGCCGCGCCGUCCGCUGCUUCGUGGGGAGGGGCGUAUGCCGCGUACCCUCCUCCUUCGGCUCCGGCCUACUACGGCGGCGGCGCGCCGGCGCCGUGGCACGGGAACGGCUCCUGAUCGAUCAGGGCAUGAAUGCGCGCGCCGCGACGAACCGGAGCUGGAGACGACGAUCUCGGUCGAUCACUCUUGCGGCCGCGCUGCGUGGAUCGGAUGUUACUCCGUAUUACUCCAUAUAGAAGGAUUUAUCUCUUUUGAAUUAGUAGUAACGCUCUUUUGGAUGUAUUUAAGUUAGAACUGGAGUAUAAGUUAGCACUCGGCUGUUAAUCAGUAGUAAUAUUAUGUCAACACUAGUAAGCUAAUAAUUUCAUGGCUUUAUCGAUGA
This is a messenger RNA of Brachypodium distachyon (stiff brome), 1169 nucleotides long. RefSeq names its product RNA polymerase II degradation factor 1. The record is from RefSeq and is a predicted model, not a curated record. Gene Ontology annotation, molecular function: metal ion binding. Lineage: Eukaryota; Viridiplantae; Streptophyta; Magnoliopsida; Poales; Poaceae. The transcript has a single exon. The coding region runs from base 242 to 904 and encodes 220 amino acids.